UUAAACCCCACCGAAGAAGAAGGUGUAUCGUCAUACGGUCUAUGUAUGUUGUUGUACUUUGUUAAAAAUGUAACAAUCGCUGUUGAUAAUUAACUACCAAAUACAAGAUGUGGCAGCCAGAUCCUUUCCAUAAUGAGUUGGUAUCUAUUAUGGAUGAAUUAAUGAUGUCGUUUGAGGAUGAAAUUGACAAAUGUAUGGCGGUCUCAGUCUUUUCUACACAACACAGCACAGGCAUUGUCGAUGCAGGAAAGACAGGGGAGUCCAAGUUGGAGGUAAAAGUCCAGUUGAAAUGUGUGAUGAAACAGUUCGUGACAAAGACUAUUAUCAAAAUCAACCACUUGAUUUCCAAAGGUACUGCAGCUCUGUGUUCAAAGAUAUGCCAGAGUCAAAGUGAGGUUAAAUCUCUGAAAGUUAAGCUAUUGGAGAUGACUGAUGGUAAGGAGAUACCUGAAAAGACAUUGGGAAGAACCCCACAGACAUUGGAAGAGCAGGAAUGGACGGGAUUAUCAUAUUCAUCGGAAUUUGCAGAGGAUUUGGAGGUUGAAGUGCCAACUCCCAUUGAUGAGGCUGACAAGACUACAAAUUGCAAGGAGACCACGAUCAGAGUUAAAACCAUACAGAUGAAACAAUGCUUUAUAUCUCUGGCAAAAUUACCUUCCUCACUCACUAAGUCUAACAAACAGGGGCCAAAUAAGGCCAAACAAGAAGCAAGUAGACCAACAGACAGAGAGGCAGAAAGCAGGCCUACAGACAUUCAGGCCCUAAGUACAGAUGCACAAAGUCUCAGUGCGGAUUCUGUGCUAUCCACUAUACCCAGGAGGGAAAAGAAGAGAACAGAAGCACCCAUGGUGGCACAAUCAGACGGAAGUAAGGAGAACGCAGAUGAUGACCAAUGGGAGGAGGAGAAUGCUAAUGCCGGACAAACCUCGAGUGAUGAAUCUCUUCACAACAGAAAGCCAAGGCCAAACAGGAAACAAAAUAAGACUACCAACACCAGGAAAGAGUACCUCUGUCCGGACUGCGGUAAGGUUUUUAAGAAAUUAUGUAAUUUUAAACAGCAUCAAUGGACUCACACAGGAGAGAGACCUUAUUGUUGUGAAUUAUGUGGGAAAUGUUUCCCGACUGCUUGGAAGCUCAGAAAUCACCAAUUGGUGGUCCACAGGAGAGAGAAGCCGCUUGAGUGUCCAACAUGUGGGAAGUGCUUUGCAACAAAGAGUUAUUUGGACAAACAUGCAAGCGUCCAUUCAACAGAGAAACCGUUCCGAUGCCUCGUGUGUCAGAAGUGUUUUAAAAGUAAAAAUGGCCUCAAGGAACAUACAAUAUUGCACAAUUCAAAUUCAAACUCAUAUGCUUGUGACAAAUGUCCAAAAACCUUUGUAAAGCUGAAAUACCUCAAGAAUCACCAGCAAACCCACAGCGGAGGAGGAGCUCACCGUUGCGAAUUGUGUGGAAAGGGUUUCAAGUCUCCUUCCGAACUCAAACAGCACCAAGCAUCAGUCCAUAGGGGAGAGAAGCCGUUCCAAUGUCCAACAUGUGGGAAGUGCUUCGGAAAAAAAGAAAAUUUGAAAAUUCACGCAAGUGUUCAUUCAGAAGAGAGAGCAUUCCAGUGCCCUCAGUGUCGGAUGUGUUUCAAAACCAAGUAUACGCUUAGCGACCAUAAGAAGACUCACACGGACUCCAAGCCGUAUGCUUGCGGCAAAUGCCCAAUGACCUUCAUUCGGUCAAGGUACCUUAAGAUGCAUCAAGCCUCGCACCUGACCAGCAAGCCGUUAGCGUGCAGCUACUGUGGGAAAGGCUUCAAGGUGAACGUGAGCGCAAGAGACACGAACGCACACACACCGAAGAACCCCCUUAUACCUGUGACGAAUGUGGCAAGGGUUUCUAUAAACACGAAUCGUUAAAAGUCCAUGUGGCCUUGCACACCGGAGAGAAGCCGUUCGCCUGUGAUUACUGUGGUAAGACCUUUGCUCUUGCGUCCUACCUUAAAACCCAUGUAGCAAAAUUUCACUCUGUGACCGAACUCCACACCUGUGGGAAAUGUGGCAAAAAAUAUAAGGAUAUCAUACAUUUCAGAAGCCAUAUGGUUCAGGGUUGUUGAGAGGAGGCUGCGGAAUUAGUUUGUUUGACUUGAAACAAUUUAUCUCUUUCUAAUAUUGGAGGGAAUCUAAUAACCCUUCCGAAACGAAGCCCCUGGGAGGACGCAGGUUAAAGGCACAACUUGUAACUUUCGUUCUGACAAUGCUUUGACAUUCAUUGUUAUUUUUGAAUUGUGAUUAAAGUUGUAAUAUGUUCUUGUCAUAUUACAAUCAUGCAUGUUUACUUUUUAAAUCGGUAUACUACCAUUAACACUUUCUAUGUGAUAGAGAACAGAAGCAGAAAAAUGGCAGGAUACUUGUCCAUGUGAUUAAGCAUGUAUUUAAUGUAGCAAAAAUGACUAACUAAUUUUUGACCAAAAAUAAUAGGGUCUAUCACCCAGUCACUACUCAACCACGACUCAAACCCUCAAGAAGUUUAUUUCACAAUAAUACAUUGAGCAGACAUACACCCUCCCUGAAUGAACACAUCUCCAUCUUUAGAAGAUAUGCAGGGAUGGUUUUAGUGAUGUGAAACAGUUGUUGCAGAUAGAAAUAGAAUGAAUAGAGCUGACACGAUUCCUUAUUCUACCAAUCAUGUCUGUUCGACACGAUACAUUUCUGAAUCUGAACGUUCUAUAUCAACAUCCUUCUGAACAGGCCCCAGUUGUGGCUAAUGGAGCACGUGGUUGGGUCAGGGGUUUUCACAUGACCACGUGACCUCGCCAGGAAAAACUCAGUCUGCAGACCUUACAGCAAGAUCCCUGAACUUUCUUGCACUAUUCACUGGUGCACACCAGGGGGCGGUGUAUAUACUUCCAACCUCUUACAUUCUAUGUAGGUAUUACGUUCACUCAGAAAGAUCAGUGUUACAGUAUUAUACAACGGAACAAUUGAUAUAGAAAACAGAACGAUAUUGCUAAUCUCCUAAAGAAGUACAUGUGCAUUAAAACAACAAAGUUCCACACAUGAAUCCCAUACAUACAGUACAAACCAGGGAACUACAAUAAGCCAUUUACUGGAGUACGGCGUGAAAGAAACCCACUUAUAGAGAUGUCGGUCGAUAGCAUGUCUGCGGCUGAAAUGGCCUCCUAUGCCAAUAUGGUGCACUUAUUUUGACCAGGGGCUAUGUAGGGGAUAGGGUGCCAUUUCGGAUGCAGCCAAUGAAUUAUAAUACAGUAGAAUCAGACAUAAUAAUACUUCAUAUUGGCCUACAAAGCAAAGGCUCUUUUAACUGUAUGUAUACAAACAUAGGCAUAUAACAGUUUGAUUGUCUAAAUGUCUGGUGUAAGAAAAUAGAACAAUGCUUUUACAUCCUCAGUUUUAGUAGACUUUCACAUAGGAUCUCACUGUUGUGUAAAACAUUUCAUAUCAAAGCUGUUUUAACCUCUUGUCUAAAAUGCAGUGGUGUAAACUACUUAAGUAAAAAAUACUUUAAAGUACUACUUAAAGUCGUUUUUGGGGUAUCUGUAGUUUACUAUUUAUAUUUGACUACUUUUACUUCACUACAUUCAGUAAGAAAAUAAUGUACUUUUUACUCCAUACAAUUUCCCUGACACCCAAAAGUACUCGUCACAUUUUGAACAUUUAGCCAGACAGGAAAAUGGUCCAAUUCACACACUUAUCAAGGGAACAUCCCUGGUUAUCGCUACUGCCUUUGAUCUGGAAAACUCACUCAAAAAUAUUUGUUUGUAAAUUAUGUCUGAGUGUUGGAGUAUGCUCCUGUCUAUCAGUACAUAACAAUUUUAAAAAGCA
Oncorhynchus gorbuscha (pink salmon) is the source of this 3827-nucleotide messenger RNA. Its product is annotated as zinc finger protein 660-like. NCBI's taxonomy places the organism in Eukaryota, Metazoa, Chordata, Actinopteri, Salmoniformes, Salmonidae. The record is from RefSeq and is a predicted model, not a curated record. The transcript has 3 exons. Gene Ontology annotation, cellular component: nucleus. The coding region runs from base 108 to 1901 and encodes 597 amino acids.